Phycomyces blakesleeanus NRRL 1555(-) is the source of this 783-nucleotide messenger RNA. RefSeq lists its product as hypothetical. The record is from RefSeq and is a predicted model, not a curated record. The transcript is spliced from 5 exons. Bases 1 to 783 code for a protein of 260 amino acids. Lineage: Eukaryota; Fungi; Mucoromycota; Mucoromycetes; Mucorales; Phycomycetaceae.
AUGCAGAAUCCAAAAUCUGCUUUUUUCUCUAUAGAAUCUCUGUUUUCACAUUCUCAUCAGAAUUUAUGCCAGUCAUUUUGUGUAGACCAAUCAGUGCUUGUAUUAGUACCCAAUCCAUCAGAUCCCCAUCAACUCAUCCGCCUAAAUCACGUUUCAUUCGACUUUGAUUGCCGAAUAAAUUAUGGAAGAAUAUUCUGUUAUGACUGUCGGACUGUUGAAGCCAUUCAGGAUCGUGUUCUGACAAAUCAAGUGGGAGCAAUCCAACUACUAAUCGGAGGUUGUUUGAGAGCUAGCAAGACAGACAAGUUACCACUUCCAGGCGCACCAAUCGAGUUGAGAAUAGAACUGGAUAUUAAUAACUAUUUGAGACGUACGAGCAGGAUCCCAAGCAUGUCAUGGGCGCGUAUGAUGUGGACAGUUGCGUCGCGGGCCGACCUUGUUGCAUUUACGGGUGUUUAUUUCUCGGUUCUUGGCGGUGCUUAUAGCUCCCUUGGAAAGACCAACAGCUUUUUUGCCCACAAGGCAAAAACACUGGCUUUACAGCAGAUCAGACUAGCACAAUGGUUAAAAGAUCCAAUUUUGGAAUGCAAAUGUUGGUUAUACUACGCAGAAGAUCUCUUGCAACUUGGGAAAUUCAAACGAGCAACGGAAAUCAUUAGACGACAGACAGCCUACGCUGAGAUUUUAAAUGAUGGAAUUCUAUUGAAUAUGUGCCAGUCUGUGUAUGCGAAGAAGGAGAUGGCUCUGUUGACAAGACAGGUAAAAACUAAGAAAAUGAAGUGA